This is a messenger RNA of Letharia columbiana, 1626 nucleotides long. RefSeq lists its product as uncharacterized. Gene Ontology annotation, cellular component: Swr1 complex. The coding region runs from base 1 to 1626 and encodes 541 amino acids. Gene Ontology annotation, biological process: chromatin remodeling. NCBI's taxonomy places the organism in Eukaryota, Fungi, Ascomycota, Lecanoromycetes, Lecanorales, Parmeliaceae. The record is from RefSeq and is a predicted model, not a curated record. Gene Ontology annotation, molecular function: ATP-dependent H2AZ histone chaperone activity. The transcript has 2 exons.
AUGGACAAAAGAAGGCUGUCUACGAGAAAUCGUGGUGAGCCUCCAAUGAAGAAACGGGCCUUGACCCCCCCAGCACCACCCCGAGCACCUCCUGCACCCUCCGCUCCACCGCAACCAAACGAUCCUAAGGAAGAGGGACUGCCCUUUAGACUGAAAGAUUCACACCUGCUGCCAACUCUUCCUGAGCCACAAGAUGCGAAUCUGUCAAUCCAAGAAUACCAGACCAUCUCCGAGAGCGGUGUGUUGGCAGCCUCUAUAGAACUAUCAAGGCAGAAAUGGUUUAAGGAAGGAGUCUUCGACCGCUACUGGGAGAAGCCUACUAAGAAAAAACCCAUGUUCGAGGCUCCCAACCCGCCAAAAGAGACAAUGUCAAAGCUCGGCGUCUGCUCACUGAUCGUCGAGCCCCACGUUUUCGAGAUUACACUCUACACUGUGAAGGACAAUCCCGUGGCCUAUACGCCUAUACAACCUCCUCCACUAUCGAGCCCACAAUACAAUCCGUUCGCGACUGCUGCGACAUAUCCUCCGUACAACUACAACACAGCCCCUGCACCUCCGAAAUACCAUGGCCAACAACAAGGUCUUUCCUCACAAACUACCCUUCCUCCAUUCCAUGAAGGCUUUGCUCAAUUCGGCCCUCAAGGACCUCCCCCAAUAGUUCAUGCACCAUUACCAGCUCCAGCGCCCGUUACUGCUCCCGAACCACCAAACCUAUCGAAGGCAAGGAGUACUAGUCAGCAGGGCGGGUCUCAGGAUCAGAAUGGUGAGCCCAAACAAGAUCCAGUCAUUCAGAUGUUAGCGACUCGGGCGGCCUCUGAUCACGGACUCAAAACUCUCAUGAAAGUGGUAGCCUCCGGUCAAGCGUCUCCGACUCAGCUUAAAGAUUUUCAAGAUCAUAUCGACGAGCUCAACACUAUCUUGAAAACCCAGCCAAAUCCGAGUGAGCCUUUGCAGGACGACAACCGACCUCACCCACCUCCACGUGGCGUGCAAGAAUACGUAUCUCGGGUCAGUGUUCCUACUUCAACGCCAGAUAGUUCUUGGACACAGGUCCCCUCGGUAGCGCCCUACUCAAAUCCUUAUGCCCAAGUCCCAUCCAUCAAGACUGAACCCUCUUCUAAGACCCAACCAUUUACUGCUCCGUCAGCAAGCUCAAAGUCAGCGUACACUGUGCACAAGCCUGAGAUCAACUCUAUCGUCUUCGACUUUGGGGGUACGGGUGACCGUUUCUCGUUCCCAAGAUUCAGCAUCCUCGAGUAUCUUUACGGAGGAACCCAGGUUAUUGUGUCAUUCUUGGUAAUCAGGCGAGGUAGUACAGCGAAGUCAGGGAAGUACAAGGACACCAAAAAUUACUACCAACCGGUCACCAUGCGCUUGUCAACGUCUCACCCACGAAUUUUGGAACCGCUAGCUAAAAUUGUUGCUCCUCCAGACGAAGUGAGAAGGUACAUGGACAGUGUCUUCGACAAAAUGAGUCCAGCAGAAACAGUUUUUCUUGCAACUAGGCUACCGCGUACCCAAGACGCCGAUGGACUGCAAAAGCCAGAAAUAAUUCCACGUUUAGAUCCACAGGUAAUCCGAUCAGUAUAUUCACCACCAAAUUCCAUCAUGCCGCUGGCAGCUUAG